Messenger RNA from Cherax quadricarinatus, 1088 nucleotides. Its product is annotated as protein amalgam. Gene Ontology annotation, cellular component: neuron projection membrane. Gene Ontology annotation, biological process: synapse organization. The record is from RefSeq and is a predicted model, not a curated record. Lineage: Eukaryota; Metazoa; Arthropoda; Malacostraca; Decapoda; Parastacidae.
UCUUCCAAGACUUCAGCAGGUGUGAAGGCAUGACCAUCAGCGGCUGCGUCACCCCAUUCUCACUCUCUCUUGUCGCCACAACUGCCAUACUCGUCUCUAGUGUGGCCCUGGCCAACGAUGCGUCUGAGUGGCCGGACGAACUCCGAGGGGCGCCGCCAAUACAGUACUCCACCUUGAGCGGCCCUGCCUUCCUUAACACCUCCACCACAACCGUCAGCGUAGUUGCAGGAGCCACAGCACUGCUCUCCUGCGGCGUCAGAAACCUACAUAACUAUACGGUGUCCUGGGUUCGUGGACGGGACAUCAGACUGCUCACCACCGGCUCCAUCACUUACACAUCGGAUUCGCGCUUCGUGACGGUAAAUCCUUCAGGGGGACAACAAUGGGUUUUGAAGAUCCACUAUGUCAGGAAGAGCGACGCGGGCUCCUACCUGUGUCAGGUCUCUACUACACCGCCCGUCUCGCUCACCGUCAACCUUACAGUCCAGGAGGCCGUUGCUAGCGUGUUGCCUGGUCGGGAGGUGUACGUUCAGAGUGGGAGUCGGCUGGAAGUGGUGUGUCAGGUGGAUGGUUGCCCUCCGCCUGCCCUCCUGGCCUGGUCCAGGGACGGACACACCCUACUCACCCCGGAGUCCAACUCUUACGACCUGACCUCCGACAACGGUACCACCACGCCCAUCUCACGCCUCAUCCUGGCACGCCCACACGCCACCGCUUCAGACUCCGGGACCUACAGCUGUACUUCCACCUGCACCCAGCCCACCAACGUUACGGUGCACGUGUUGCGAGGGGAGGAGCUGGCCGCUAUGCAGCAUCACAACACCUCUACUCUUGGAGCUUUGCCUUGCACCGUGCUGGCCAGCCUGCUGGCGACGGUGACGGUGUUGUUGCAGUGCUACUGGUCAGGGAGUCUAGUGCGGUUGCUGCUGCCUCUCCCUCACCAACUCCCUCAGCCGCGCCCUCACCCUCUCCCUCAGCCUCGAGUAUGGAGACCUUCCACGCUUCUCUCUCAGACUCUCGCCGUUAGCUGAGAAGACAAUGGACUCUGAGAGACGGACAAGACGCAGGAGUGCUGACGUCAACUCUUU